AUGGAGCUGGUUGGGAGUGGUUUCACAAUCUACAAAACCAUCGACGUCUCCAGAAACAGAUUCGAAGGAGACAUCCCUGAAUCCAUUGGUCUUCUCAAGGAACUGAUUGUGCUCAACAUGUCAAACAACGAUUUCACAGGCCAUAUUCCACCAUCUCUAUCGAACUUGAGCAAUCUCGAAUCAUUGGAUCUAUCUCAAAACAGAUUAUUCGGCAGUAUCCCACCAGAGCUCGGAAAACUCACGUUUCUAGAGAGGAUGAACUUCUCUUACAACAUGCUUGAAGGUCCAAUACCACAAGCCACUCAGAUUCAAAGCCAGAAUAGUUCUUCAUUUACAGGGAAUCCCAAUCUAUGCGGUGUUCCUCUCCAAGAAACAUGCGGCGGAGAAGAAGAAGCAACAAAACGCAAUAGCUAUCUUCAGCCUAAACUUUCUGGAAAUUUUCAUCAUUAG
This is a messenger RNA of Arabidopsis lyrata subsp. lyrata, 450 nucleotides long. Its product is annotated as receptor like protein 30-like. Lineage: Eukaryota; Viridiplantae; Streptophyta; Magnoliopsida; Brassicales; Brassicaceae. The record is from RefSeq and is a predicted model, not a curated record. Gene Ontology annotation, molecular function: protein binding. The transcript is spliced from 2 exons. The coding region runs from base 1 to 450 and encodes 149 amino acids.